This is a messenger RNA of Penicillium odoratum, 918 nucleotides long. RefSeq names its product putative phosphorylase. The record is from RefSeq and is a predicted model, not a curated record. The transcript has 2 exons. The coding region runs from base 1 to 918 and encodes 305 amino acids. Lineage: Eukaryota; Fungi; Ascomycota; Eurotiomycetes; Eurotiales; Aspergillaceae. Gene Ontology annotation, molecular function: ATP:ADP adenylyltransferase activity; ATP binding. Gene Ontology annotation, biological process: nucleotide metabolic process.
AUGGCAAUUGGUCCUCUCAGCCAUGCAGAGAUAUGCGCCAAGUUCGACCGGCUGGUGUCUGACGGGAUCAUCGCUUAUCAACCCAGCAAACCCGUUCUUGUUGCCGACCAGGGAAUGAUCUUCUGCUUCCACAUAGUCCAGACCCUGAAAAACAAGCCACAGGCGGAUGAUGCCGUCCAAGUAGUGCAUUCAAGUGUGGACCCUCAUUCGGGAACUUUUGGCCCCGGCAGCGACAUAGCAAGGGAUCACCCCGAUGUCUGCAUCACAAUCGUCAACGAAACUCACUAUCUUGUGAUGAACAAGUUUCCAGUCUUCCGCCCCAUGCUUCUCUUGCUGACUGUCGACUCUUAUCGGAGACAACACGAGUCGCUUGAUCGCGAAGACAUCGCUGCCGGGUGGCGUAUGAUCUGUGAGAUGAAAGAGGAACACUAUGUAUUCUUUAACUGUACUGUCCUGGCUGGGUCAAGCCGGUCGCAUAAACAUCUGCAGGUGGUCCCUGCGCCCGGGGCUCACGAAGGAUACGGGGAAGGGUUCCAAUUCUUCCCAGAUUAUGAUUCGAUGCCGGAAGAAGGCCCACCUGGCUUUGUUUAUUUCCUGCACAGAUUCAAGAACCGGGUGUUAUCGGAUGGUCGUGUUCAAGAUAGUGAGUAUGUGCUAGAGACAUAUUUGCGGCUGUUGCACCAGGCUCGGGAAAAGCUGCAUGUGCAAGACGGUGAUAUCUGCCCACAUAAUUUUGUUCUGACCAAGCGAUGGAUGAUGGUCAUUCCCAGAAAGGCAAAAGUAUUUCAUGGGAUUACGGCCAACUCCGCGGCAAUGGUUGGCUCGGUUUACCUGGAGAGUGAACAACAACUAGACGCAUGGAAAGAGGUUGGUCCGAUGAAGGUUCUAGCUAGCCUUGGACUGCCCAGACAGCAAUAA